Molecule: messenger RNA, 3285 nt
Organism: Vanderwaltozyma polyspora DSM 70294
Lineage: Eukaryota; Fungi; Ascomycota; Saccharomycetes; Saccharomycetales; Saccharomycetaceae
Gene: MIL1
Product: Mil1p
Exons: 1
Coding region: 1-3285 (1094 amino acids)
Source: RefSeq, a predicted model, not a curated record
AUGUCCGAUUCAGAAGAAGAUUUAGGUGUUCAAUUGAAACCAUUGAAAUUUAAACGAGCAUUAAAGAAAAACACUAAUCAAAAUAUUGGAAAUAAUAAUAAUAAUAAUAAUAAUAAUAAUAAUAAUAGCAAUAAUACAUUAGAUUACAGUGAUGGUGAAGAUUUAUCAAGUGCUUUAAAUAAUGUGCAUGUGUCUACUGCGACUCCACCAUAUGAAGACUCCCCAUCAUCAGAUAUGAUCCCAUCGAAUGGUCAGGCGAACGUCGUCGAAUUGAAUCCAUUUGGUUCUUAUUCAAGUGAUAUAGGUUUGGGCAUAUCUCAGCCCCGCAAGAGUUUGGACAAUGUAUGGUCUACAAAUUCCCAUUUGGAUUCAAGGGUAAGUGUAAAUUCAGAUAUUGCUAUAAGUUCAAAUUCAAUUGAUAUAGGAGGGCGUAAAUCUGUGACAGACUUGGGAAAUGGUAAUAAUGAAGAUUCCCAAGUCUUCCAAUCCUCAAAUAUUAAUAAUAACUUAGAUUCGGACUCAGAUUCAGAUAGUGGCGGAUGGCAAACAAUGCCAGCUGUCGCUUCUUAUAACAUUUAUAACAAUAAAGGUGAGUUAGAGAUAAAACCUUAUGAUAAUAGUUUGUACAAAUCCUCUUCGACUGAUUUGUUGAAAAAUGUUAGCAAUGAGAAUGAAAAAGAAGCCGAAAAAGAUAAAAAGAAAACUGCUGCAUUCAGUUAUACAAAAGUUGGUGCAGAAGAACAAGCACAAAGAACUUAUAUCAAUAAUAAAAAAACAGAUUUCUUAUUUGAUCAUAAAACGUUAAUGAAAAUGAACAACUCAAAAGUUUCAUUGGCUUCUUCUACAAACUCAGAUGAAAAUGAUGAUUAUUAUGAUGAAUACGAAGAUGAUGUAGAAAUGAUGAAUGAUAUUAAUGCAAAUUCCCAGUUACAAGUCACUAGAAAUUUAUUAAGUGAUAAUGAAAAAAUUGCAUACGUUGGCGCUAUUAAUGUUCUAGCAAAUAAGAUGUGUGAAGAUCUAGCAUUAUUGUCCUUAUGUGUAGAUAUAAAGUCCCGUAAAAAAUUAGCUCAAAGAUUACAAUACUCUCAAAAGGAAAUUGCUGCGUGGAAGACCGACAUACUUAUCAGAUUAUAUAGACAUCUGGAUAUUAAUGAAGAGGAAAUUAAAAUGGUUGAAAAAUUAUCCUUACAUGGUAUUGAACUGGAAGAUUUGUGUAAAUGUUUGAAGACAACCCAAAAUAUCGAUAACCCUUUUGAGAAGAAAGACAAUGACGCAAACGAAGGAUCUCUUUCAAGAGAGGGCAGCCCAGUUAGCGACUUAAAAGAUAUAAAAGAAAUUAAACAAGAUGUAAAUGAAACUGUUAACGAAAAAGUUGAUCUUGAAGAUCCGAAUGAUGUGACCCUUACUGACUUAGAUAUCGCGGAAGAUAAUGAAAAGGAAUCCCAUAAUGUCCCAAACAAAAUUAUUGAACCAAAGAGUGUAGAAAAUAAACAUAGGUUAGAAGUCGAUAUUGCCUGGACUAUUAUUUGUGACCUAUUUUUAUUGUUUCUUCAAAAUUCAUCCUAUGAUUCCCGUUCUAGAUCUUUGUUAAUUAAGUUUGCCGAAGUUUUAAAUAUAUCAAAAAUGGAAAUAAAUGAAUUUGAAAAAAGAAUUACUGAUGCAUUAGAUUUAGAGCAAUCAACAGAAGAUCAAAUUUGGAAUGAGCAACAAUUGAUGAAAGAUAGAAGAAAGAAAAAUAGAAAAAAAAAAAUGGCAUAUGUUGGUCUUGCAAUGGUAGGUGGUUCGCUGGUUUUAGGUUUAAGUGGUGGUUUGCUUGCACCAGUUAUUGGUGCUGGUAUUGCUGCUGGGUUAUCAACAAUUGGUGUCACUGGUGCAGCUGGAUUUCUAACUGGUGUUGGAGGUACUGCCACAGUUGCCAUAACAAGUACUGCAAUUGGUGCAAAAAUUGGUGCGCAAGGUAUGUCCAAAAGAAUGGGUAGUGUUCGGACAUUUGAGUUUAGACCGUUGCAUAAUAAUCGUAGGUUGAAUUUAAUUUUAACUGUCUCUGGGUGGAUGAUUGGUAAUGAGGAUGAUGUCAGAUUACCUUUUUCAACAGUAGAUCCAAUCGAGGGUGAUUUAUACUCGCUUUAUUGGGAACCUGAAAUGUUGAAAUCUACUGGUCAGACAAUCGGUAUUGUUGCUAGUGAAGUAUUUACUCAAACUAUCCAACAAGUUUUGGGUGCAACUAUUUUGACUGCAUUUAUGACCUCUAUCCAAUGGCCAAUGGCGUUAUCAAAGCUGGGUUAUAUUAUUGAUAAUCCAUGGAAUGUCUCCCUUGAUCGUGCAUGGUCUGCCGGGUUGAUUCUGGCAGACACUUUGAUUUCAAGAAAUCUUGGUCAACGUCCAGUUACUUUAGUUGGUUUUUCUUUGGGAUCAAGAGUCAUUUAUUCAUGUCUAAUAGAGCUUUGUAAGCGAAAAGCAAUGGGUAUUGUUGAAAAUGCGUUCCUGUUCGGUACUCCUACUGUAAGAAAUAAGGACCACUUAGUAAUGGCAAGAUCAGUGGUUAGCGGACGAUUUGUAAAUGGAUAUUCCGACAAAGAUUGGGUUUUAGCCUAUUUGUUUAGAGCAACUGCAGGUGGUUUUAGUGCUGUUAUGGGUAUUUCGCCAAUUGAAGACAUCGAAGGCAUUGAAAAUUUUAACUGUACUGAAAUUGUUGAUGGUCAUAUGAAUUAUCGUAAAAAUAUGCCAAAAUUAUUAAAAGAAUUAGGUAUUGAUGUUACGAGUGAAGAAUUCGUGGAAAUUGAAGAAACUAUCGAUCCAGAAGAGGUUAGAAGACAAAGACAACUGGUUCGUGAUGUUGAUGCUGCACAAAGGAAGCUUCUUGAGAGGAAGAAGAGCAAUUCAUGGUUGCCAGUUUGGAUGAAGCCAAAGAAAUCAAAAUGGCAAGUUAUGUUUGAAGAAGCGGUAGAGGAAGGUAAAGACCAAACAUCGGAGUCUGACCCUUCCAUGGCUUCCAAGAAAAAGAAGGACAAUUCAUUGGUGGAUCAUAGUGCUUUAAUGAAAGAAUUGGCACGUAUAAAAUCCGAUUUGAAUAAAAAUCAAUCUGAAGAGGGUAACAAAUCUGAGGACAGAAUUUUUGACUUGAUGGAAUUAACUAAACCAGAGGCUCAAGUCUAUUUACAACCACCGUUAAGCCCAAAUAAUUUCUCCUUAUUGAACGCAGGCCGUCCAGUUCUUCCGAAGGAUGAUGAAAUCGAAGGGAAUAACAGAAAUAUUUCAUAUUCCUUUCCAGAUGAUUUAGCAUAA